Molecule: messenger RNA, 7039 nt
Organism: Bursaphelenchus okinawaensis
Lineage: Eukaryota; Metazoa; Nematoda; Chromadorea; Rhabditida; Aphelenchoididae
Source: the annotation of a GenBank genome assembly
AUGGGUAUUAUGAAAGCAUUAUUGAUAUCUAUCGUGCUGAUUACCGUAGAACGUGUAGUAGGUCUAGAAGACCGUGAUUGGGAUGAAGCUACUGGUGAACAAAGUAAGUACAACAACAUAUUGUUCUAUAUUCACAACUCAAAAAAAUUUAUAUUAGGCUGUUCAAAUAAUUAUGUGCUCCUUUUCAAAGUUAUUUUUUAGAAAUAGGGGCACAGAAUUAUUUAAUCAAACUAAUAGUAAUUUUAAGUUUUUGAUAAGCUAUUUAAACAUGAGUUUAACCAUUAUUUUGCUCAAAAAAGUUUUAAAAUUUGUGAGAAAAUCGAAGUUUAUUAUAAACUUUAUAACCAAAUUGGCUGCAAAGUAAAGAUAAGUUAAUGUUAAUACUAUUUUACAACUAUUCUUAUACUAAAAAAUUCAAAACGAACCAUAAAAAGUCAAAAAGCAGAUUAGCAGCGAGUGGUUUCGAUCCACCGACCUCUGGGUUAUGGGCCCAGCACGCUUCCACUGCGCCACGCUGCUACAACCGGCUUUCUUUUUGUUUUUUGACAUUAUUUACUAACAUAGACUUAAAAAGGUGUCUUUUGAAAUUUAGAAAAUAUAGAAAAAAUUUUAAAAUUGUUUUUAAUUUUGUUUUUGAGUUUAAAUUUUAAAAAAUUUAGUUAGUUUUGGCUCUACCUUUAACCCUGGCACUGGCUUUAGUUCAGGUCCUGACUUUAGGACAACAAGAAUUUUGUGGUCUUAAAAUUAUAUAAUAGCUAUUUCAAAAAUUAAAUUUUUUCAAAUUAAAAAUUUUUUUUUUCAGUUUUUCCCUCAGGCGCAGUCGAACUAAAUGAACAAAAGUUCUUGCGUCUUGAAGAUUUCUACAACAAAACCAAGACCAUUCCUCAGACCACUUUACAACGCCUUAUCAUUGACGUAUCCAUGGUUCAAUGGGAUACUGAUGAUGUUGAGCAUUUCUACGAAGUGUGUGCUCAAAACCUGAAGAGAACUGCACCAAAUUUGAAAAUGGUCGCUUUGGAAGGUGGUUAUCAAUAUUAUCCAGAAGAGCCUGAUCAUGAAACGAUUCCUAUUGAACUGGAAGAUGUCAAAGCUGGUGUUCAACUUGUUAUUCGAGCUGCGAGGAGUGCUGGGAUUGAGAUAACAAGUGUUGUGUUGGCUGUUUCGUUGUUUGUACCUUUUCCGGUAAGGUUGAUUCAAGGGAAUAAUGUUAAUUGGGACAGGGUAGAGAAUGGUAGUAUAAAGUAGGAAAAAGCAGAGGAAAGUAAAACAGAGUAGGGUAUGGUUAAAUGACAUAAACUAGCGGCAAGGCCAGAGCUAGGACUUUGGGCUAGAGCUCUGGACUAUGACGUUGGGCUAAGAUUCUGGGCUAGGGCUCUGGGCUAAGACUCUGGGCUAGGGCUCUGGGCUAGAGCUCUGGACUAUGACGUUGGGCUAAGAUUCUGGGCUAGGGCUCUGGGCUAAGACUCUGGGCUAGGGCUCUGGGCUAGGGCGCUGGGCUAGGGCUCUGGGCUAGGGCUCUGGGCUAGGGCUCUAGGCUAGGGCUCUGGGCUAGGGCGCUGGGCUAGGGCUCUGGGCUAGGGCUCUGGGCUAGGGCUCUAGGCUAGGGCUCUGGGCUAGGGCUCUAGGCUAGGGCUCUGGGCUAGGGCUCUGGGCUAGGAAGUUUUUUUUUGCUUUUUUAAAUUAAAUUUCAAUAAAUUCCAGCUAGUCCAAGAUUCCAACUACCCAUCACUUUUCAAAAAGAUCUACAACAAGACCGUGACCGACUAUGAUCUAGAACGGAACGUUGUAGAAUGCCUUUUCACAGUCGACGGUGUCCCAAUCGACGCUGAAUUCACCUUUUACAACGACCGUGUCUUUGACAAAGUCAACAAAGGACGUCACCCACUGGUCAGAAACCGUCAGUCCAGAGAAAAAGCCUUCAAUCCGGCUUCAGAAGUCCGUUCACGCUACUUCUUCACACUGGAAAAGUUCUUCAACGACAAACUGAAGGCAAUGUACGCUUUGAACGAGAACAUUGAUGACAUUUACUACUUAUUGGUGACUUUGAUCCAUGACCAAGCUAUUAAGCCCGACUACUUUUAUCGACAUGCAGUACAACAUCUAAAGGAAGCUGCACCAAUGUUGAAGACGUUGGAGUUGUGGGGUGGCGCUGCUGUUCAUUUGAAGCAUGGGGUAGGUUUCUUCUUUUUGCUACAUUUUAAAUGUUUUUGUUGGGUUAGAAGGUACGGUCUCGGUUUGUGUAAAGCUGAUAAAGCAAAAUUAUUUGAAAAAAGGUUUUAGAAUUUAUAAAAAAUGAAAUUUUCGGCCGAUUUUUCAGUUAAUUUUCAGUGUUUUUUUGUCAAAAUUUGGUACUUUUUUAAAUGGAAAAAGAGCUCCAAGCCAUAAAAUGUAAAACCAUUUAAGAGAAUAAGCAAAAACGUAAAGAUAAAACAAAAAAAGUACCUACAAGGUUAUGGAAAAUUAGUUUUUUUUGUUAAGAAUCUUUAAAUUUUUAAGAAAAAUGGCUAUUUUUGGAUUAAUUUUUAAAAUCCACUGACUCAAAAAGGAUAAUAUGUUAUCUAAAAUGGGAUAUCAAACUAUUUUUGUACUAAAACUUCAAAAAUAAACCAUAAACACCCGUAUGUUUUCAAAAAAAACAAAUAGUGUUUUAUGCCAUUUUUGAAUAGAUCUUAAGUCAAAAAUAGCUUUUUUACGUUUAUAAUACUGUUCUACAACUAUUUAUGUAUUAAAAAGUUAUAAAAAAUUGUAAAAAAACCAAAAAGCAGAUUAGCAGCGAGCAGUGUUUUGCCGGACCCCUCCGGAAAAAAAAUUUUUUUUUAUUUUAGUAAAACUGUUUUAAAAAUUGCAAAUAAAACAUAUUUUUAAGAGUUUUUAAACGUAAAGAAAGCAGUUUUAGCGCUCCUGGCUCUUUUUAAAAAAAAAAUUUUCCGGACCGGACCGGAUCUGAGCGAAAAAAAAUAAAGCCGGACCGGACCGGAGCGAAAAUUUUUCGGACCGCACCGGACCGAAAAAAUUCUCAUCCGGACCGGUCCGGCAAAACACUGGCAGCGAGUGGUUUCGAUCCACCGACCUCUGGGUUAUGGGCCCAGCACGCUUCCACUGCCCCACGCUGCUACGGCCGGCUUUCUUUUUUGUAUUUGGUAACUUUAAUAUUGUUGACUUACUAAUAAGUUUUUGUUUUUAAUCUGAUAUGCUAUUUUUAACUUACAACAACAUACAUUAUAUUAUGUAUUAUGUUUACAGAAACAACUCGAGCUUGAUAUGGAGCUACGUAACUUGAAACAAAACCUUGAAUCCAUGUUAAGAGCUUUCAAGAACGUUGGGAUCAGAAUCAAAAAGCUGGAUUAUGAAGCUUACAUGAACUUUGAAGAAGAGGUAAUUUUACUGAGUACCAUACCCUGCUUUUGUUCUACCCUUGCCGUAUGCUUACCAUACCGUUGUAUAAUUUUUGCCUUAUCCUUUCCUUACCGCUAUCCUGCCUUUGCCUCGCCUUUGCCUUAGAUUUGCCAUACCCUUGCCCUACCCUUUCUUUACUCUUGCUCUACCCUUCUCCAUGACUUGUUUCUUUUUGUCCUGCCUUCGUUCUACCCUUGGCUUAUCCUUGCCCCACCUUUUGUCUUGCCUUAUCUUACCUUAGCAUACUAUGUUCAUCAUUGUACCUUAAAAUCUGUUUACAGUAACCUUAACCUAAUUUCAUUUCAGUUUGUAGUAUCAGCCGCUUACCCUAAGCUAGUACAACAACUGUUCGGGCACGUUGUGUCACAACGUGAAAUUGACAUGGAGAUUGUGGAUAUGGAAGUGAAGAUCUUUGACGUUACUUGUCAUAUCAAGCUCAACUUCUUCUUCGAACCAUCAAUUAUGAAUCUACAACAAGAGAGGAUGGGGUAUCUUCAUCUGCCUCCAUGGCCAUAAUAUGGGCCCGACAUUGAUCAUUAUCUUACUGUACUUUACUGUGUUAUCAUUAUACAUACGUAUUUUACAGUAUUUUCUACCUAAUCUUAGGGUUUUUUAUGCAUUUCUUUCUUAUAUUAGGUUCGAAAUAGCUAAUUACAGUGUAAUACUUUUGAUCUCAUGUUAUUUUAAAAAUGUCAUUUUAAAAAGUUUCUUUUAUCUUCUCUACUCCUACCAGAAUUGUCUUAUUCACACUGCUUAUAACUACCUAAAUUUUAAAAUUUUGUUAAAUAAAAUUGAAAUCAAAACAUCGAAAUUGAAAAAGUAAAGUUUUUUAAAAUUGAUAACAAUAUUUUAUAUGAAUUAUGAGAUUGGUUGUUCUGUUUCUAAUACUUAUAUUUAAUAAUAUAUGUUGUGAGUAUUAUAAAGAUGGAAAACGGCUACUUUAUUAUGAAUUCAAUAACUUUACACGUAAGUAUUUUAAAUUUCAUGCCAUUUAAAUGUUUGUAAAGAAAGUUCUUGCCAUAUUAUGCUCUAUAAAGAAAGUUCUUGUUAUUUUAUCUUUUGUAAAGAAAGUUAUUGCCAUUUUAUGAUCUGUAAAGAAAGUUCUUGCUAUUUUAUGAUCUGUAAAGAAAGUUCUCGUCAUUUUAUAUAUUGUAAACGAAGUUCUUGCCAUAUUAUGCUCUAUAAAGAAAGUUCUUGUCAUUUUAUAAUUUGUAAAGAAAGUUCUUGCCAUUUUAUGUUUUGUAAAGAAAGUUUUUGCCAUUUUUAUUUAAAAAAAGCCUGAAUUUGUUUUUUGGCAAAUUGUAAAGAAAGUUCUUGCUAUUCUAUGUUUUGUAAGGAAAACUUGGUUUAACUUUUCAGACGCCGACUGUAUAUUGAAAGAAGACCAAGAACAUUACGUUUACUAUGGUCUACAUAACAAGUCAGCUCAAGGAAUACCGUGUGCUCAAUGGUCUGAAGCUCGUCAACAUAUACUUGGUAUAACUGGCGAUGUUGAGCAGUAGUGAGUUUACUGUAACUUUAUUUUAAAAAAUUGAAGUUAUUUUACAAAAUUUUUAAAUUUUUUUUUAAAAUUUAAAAUUUAAUUUUUUUUUCAGUUUCUUUGCUCAAGAGAAUGAGGACCACAACUUCUGUCGCUCGUUGAACUUGAACGCUUAUAGUCCAACAGAAGGUAUAAAUAACGCCCCGGGACAUGUUUUCAUGGACUAUCCUGACGCUAAAAUGGGUCCUUGGUGCUAUGUUAAGGUAUGGUUUUUUUAUUUUUUUAAAAUUUUUGUAAGAUUUUAUUUCUUGCGAUUUUAUGAUUUGUAAAGAAAGUUUUUGCUUUUUAAGACUAGACUAGGUUCAGAUAAUGUUAUAGUAGGUUGCGGAGAGAGUUAUAAAAAAUCUAGGUAAUAGUACGGGUUUUUAGAGCUAAGACAGGGCAUAGAAGAGUUAAAGUAAAGACGUUAAGGAUAAGAAAUGUGAUAAAGUACAGUAGGAUUAUAUAAGAUAAGAUAAGGUAAAGUAAAUUAGGACAGAGUAGAGUAGGGUAGGGUAGGGUAGGGUAGGGUAGGGUAGGGUAGGGUAGGGUAGGGUAGGGUAGGGUAGGGUAGGGUAGGGUAGGGUAGGGUAGGGUAGGGUAGGGUAGGGUAGGGUAGGGUAGGAUAGGGUAAGGUAGGGUAGGGUAGGGUAGGGUAGGGUAGGGUAGGGUAGGGUAAGGUAGAGUAGCGCUUUUCCUGUUCAAACUGCUUAACGCCGUAUUUUACAAAUUUUUAAAUUAAUUUUUCAGUACAAAAAGUACAAACGACCAGCCUGGAUUGGACAAUUUGAGUUUCUGGUCGAACCAAAAGCUUGUUUUCAAUAUUGCAAAGGACAACCAGUAAAUGCAACAGAAGUGAAGCAAAUUGUGGAAGUUGCGACUGAUAAGCCGCACAAAUUUUAUCACUACAACUUGGAUUUGAUCGAAAACUUGACUGAUAUCAUCUUCGACAGCUAUGACUUUGGCGAUGUGGAAAAGUAUCUUAAUGUAAGUUGUUAUUACUAGGCUUAGCCACAGCUCUAGCCCUAACUCAAAGCCUUAACCCAGGGCCCUAGUCCAGAGCCCUAGCCCAGAGCCGUAGCCCAGAGCCCUAGCCCAGAGCCCUAGCCCAGAGCCCUAGUCCAGAGCCCUAGCCCUAGCCCAGAGCCCUAGCCCAGAGCCCUAGCCCAGAGCCCUAGCCCAGAGCCCUAGCCCAGAGCCCUAGCCUAGAGCCCUAGCCCAGAGCCCUAGCCCAGAGCCCUAGCCCAGAGCCCUAGCCUAGAGCCGUAACCCAGAGCCCUAGCCCAGAGCCCUAGCCUUAUCCCCAGCUCAAAAUAUGUCCUGGUGGUUCAGCCAUAAAAGAAUGUCAGUAACAUUACAUUACCUUUCAGCCAGACAUUGAGAAUAAAGAAAAAAGAAAAUCAGAAUUUGAGACGAAUCGCGACAAUAUGCUUUACAUUGGAAAUGCCAUUUUAGUGACGUUGUUUGUACUCUUAUUGCUCAAGAGAUUUUUCAAAAAGAAAGAUUCAGAUGUGCAAAAAGAAGAGUCAGAAAUCAGUUCACAAGUUGAAGAAACACCUAAAGCAACAUCGCCUACAAAGGAAGUUAAGAAAGAUGUGGCAAGUAAUGUAAAUGACAGUGUUAUUCAAGGUAAGUUAACAUAAUUGUAGUCUGGAAAGAAAGUUAUUGCCAUUUUAUUUUUUGUAUAGUAAGAUUUUGCUAAUUUAUGUUUUGUAAAGAAAGUUCUUGCCAUUUUGAGGUUUAUAAAGAAAGUUCUAACUAUUUUUUUCUGUAAAGAAAGUUAUUGCCAUUUUAUGUUUUGUGAAAAAAAAUUUUGGCAUUUUGAGGUUUGUAAAGAAAGUUCUCGCCAUUUUAUGUUUUGUAAAGAAAGUUAUUGUCACUUUAUGAUUUGUGAAAAAAGUUGUUGCCAUUUUGAGGUUUGUAAAGAAAGUUCUCGCUUGUCAUUCAUUUAAGCUUAAGUUUUUUUUAAAAGUGACCAUUUUUUCAGAUCCAAACGUAUCAAAUGUUAGUACUCAACCUCCAGAUGCCAAUUUUAAUCCAGCAGCGCCACCAGAUCCAGCUCAACCACCUGUAACACCACCUUCGAGUAUUCAACCAGCAGCUCCAAACCCAUCUGUAUUAUAG